UGAUUUAGUGCUGUUUUACUUUUCUGGUCAUGGUUAUCAUUUUGAUGGAAAAAAUUAUUUGAUCCCUAUAAAAGAUGCCGAUAUGGAAGAUGAAACAGAUAUUCCACAUUGUGCAGCAAAUGUUCAAGGAAUACUCGAUCGAUUAAUGGAGGGAAAUCCACCAUAUGCGACUAUAAUGAUUUUGGAUUGUUGUAGACCCUACUUUAUUAAAAAUGCAUCAACAUCAAGUCGUCCUCAAAAAUUAGCACUAAUAAUUGGUAAUUAUGACUAUAGUGAUCAGAAAAAUAAAUUAACUCAAUUUGUAAAGAACGUUAAUGAUCUUAGCAAAUUACUUGAAACUAUCGAUUUUCAGGUCACUUCACAUUGCAAUAUUAAAGAGAAUAUGAUUGGUCCGAUACAAGAUUUCUGCAAGAAAAUUAUACCUAAUGAUUUAGUGCUGUUUUACUUUUCUGGUCAUGGUUAUCAUUUUGAUGGAAAAAAUUAUUUGAUCCCUAUAAAAGAUGCCGAUAUGGAAGAUGAAACAGAGGUUCCAGAUUAUGCAGCAGAUGUUCAACGAAUACUCGAUAGAUUAAUAGAAAAUAAUCUACCAUGUGUAACUGUAAUGAUUUUAGAUUGCUGUAGACCCUACUUCAUUAGAAAUCCCUCAAUAUCAGGUCGUAAGUAA
This is a messenger RNA of Rotaria sp. Silwood2, 664 nucleotides long. NCBI's taxonomy places the organism in Eukaryota, Metazoa, Rotifera, Eurotatoria, Philodinida, Philodinidae. The record is from the annotation of a GenBank genome assembly.